AUGGAGACAUCACCACUCCAUCUUCACCUUCACCAUGCUCGUGGUCCAGUCACUAUCGUAGCAAGUGCUCCGACCUUCCCUCCCUACGCUACGCCGGGGUUGACGGCCAACCUGGUAUGCCGAGUGGUGCUAGCCGUUGUGGCCAACUUGGUCUGCCUCGUUCCCCUUCGCCUUCUGUACCGCAACGGCGAGCUUGCUGCGGUGGUGUUUAUCCUCAAUAUUCAGGUUAAGAACCUCGAAACCAUCAUAAACGCACUCAUCUGGCGCAACGACGACAUCAUGUCAUGGUGGCCUGGCUACGGCUGGUGUGACUUCGACGCUUACAUCCACAACAUUAGCAUUGGGCUUUUUGUCACUUGCCUGCUGGCAAUCAUGCGCAACCUGGCUCAACAAGUUGGCUUGAUGCGAGCCAAUACGCUUACAACGAGCGAGAGACGCCGCCGCAACUUGAUCCAAGCUCUCAUCAUCUUCCCCUUUCCCAUUCUCCAGCUCGCAUUGACUUGGCCGCUCACAGCCCAGCGCUAUUUGGUUGGCACGCUGAUGGGGUGUAAUUGGAUACCGCAUCCCUCCUGGCCGUUUCUUAUCUUCUUUGUACUGCCACCCCCGAUCUUCGCCUUGAUGACGACGGUGUAUGCUAUCCUGAUAUACAAGAGAUUUCGUCAAGUUCGCAAGACGACCGAAACAGCACUCUGUGGUAACCGUGUGGCCCAGCAGAGGAGCCAAAGGACACGGAGAAAGCUCUAUCUCAUGGUCAUCUCCAUCCUGGUUCCGUUUCUCCCCAUCGUCAUGGCGCUAUCUGUACUCAACAUCAUGGAAAUGCAAGGCCUUAAGCCGUACAGCUACGAUCAAGUUCACAACCACGCCUCCCCAUUCCCAUGGAACACAAUCAUAUUCUUCCCCUCGAGUCAGAUUGGUUGGACUUACAUGAACAACUGCUACAUCCCAAUUGCUACCGCUAUUCCAAUUUUCGUCUUUUUCGGUCUAACCAAAGAUGCCAUCAACAACUACCGCCAGGUUUCCCUCUUCUUUGGAUUGGGCGCCAUCUUCCCGGUUCUACACAACGAGUAUGAUCCCGACAAGGCGGUCACUACAAGCGGAAACUCCUUUGGAUCCAGUCGAUUGCAGCCAAUGCUAACCAGCCUGCCGUCAAAGGCCGGGGCUCCUGCCUCAUCCAAUCCGUCCAGCCAAACUGUGUCCAUGGGGCCUGGAAGCCCCUUGAAUGGCGAACCGAGACGACCAGAUGCUCAUUUCUUCACAGAGACUGAGCAAGCCACUCCACGUAAAAGAAGACUCCCUGGCCACAACCCCUUCCUAUUCCGUACUCGCUACAACCUUGCUGUGCCGGCAUCUCUGCGAGGAUGGUUCGUGGGGAACAAGAGCCAGCCAAACGUCGAGAUUGUAUCACAUCUCGAUCCAGUUCAGUCAGGUCCGCCGUCGACGAAGACCUAUCACGCGCCAGCUCUGUCUGAGGUCAAUGUCCAAACGACGGUCUGGUGUGGCGAUGAAGCCAAGUCCGGCCAACCCGAGUCUUUACGCAUUGCCAGGAAAGAGGUGGCUGGGAAAGUUCAGGUUCAGACCGCGGUGUCGCGAAAGACUGAGACUAUCCCAAGCUAG
Messenger RNA from Metarhizium album ARSEF 1941, 1614 nucleotides. Its product is annotated as pheromone receptor. Gene Ontology annotation, biological process: G protein-coupled receptor signaling pathway. Gene Ontology annotation, molecular function: mating-type factor pheromone receptor activity. The coding region runs from base 1 to 1614 and encodes 537 amino acids. The transcript is spliced from 3 exons. The record is from RefSeq and is a predicted model, not a curated record. Gene Ontology annotation, cellular component: membrane. NCBI's taxonomy places the organism in Eukaryota, Fungi, Ascomycota, Sordariomycetes, Hypocreales, Clavicipitaceae.